This is a messenger RNA of Durotheca rogersii, 1328 nucleotides long. Its product is annotated as AAT-domain-containing protein. The record is from RefSeq and is a predicted model, not a curated record. Bases 137 to 1237 code for a protein of 366 amino acids. The transcript is spliced from 2 exons. NCBI's taxonomy places the organism in Eukaryota, Fungi, Ascomycota, Sordariomycetes, Xylariales, Xylariaceae.
GGCUCUCUCUCCCUCUCUCUCUACUAGGUAACACCCCGGGGCUGCCGACUGGAAAUCCGUAGAUAAAUACCUACCUAGGUAUAAAUAACAUCUGCCUACCUACUUAUCUACACUCGAAGCACGCAGCCCCGCUACCAUGCUCGAGAUCUGGUGCAGCGGCACGCCCCACGAGAUCGGCCUCGCGCACGGCCGGCAGGCCAAGGACAAAGUCGCUGGCUCCGUCGCGUUCUACAAGCAGCUGUUCCAGGAGACGUGCGCGCUGGGCUGGGACGAGGCGCUGCGCGAGGCCGAGCGCUACGUAGCCCCGCUGGAGGCGCUGGCGCCGCGGCACCUGGCCGAGAUCCGCGGCAUCGCCGAGGGCGCCGCGCUGCCGUUCCUCGACGUGCUCGCGCUCAACGUGCGGUCCGAGAUCAACUUCGGGCUCUUCACCGACGAGGCUGCCGGCCGCGGCCGCGACGUGCCCAGCGACGGCUGCACCAGCCUCGGCUGGCUCGUGCCCCCCGGCGACGGCGGCGGCGGCGGCGGCGGCGCCUCCUCCUCUUCCUUCCUCAGCCAGAACUGGGACUGGCGCGCCGAGCAGGCCCCCCACCUCGUCGUCUGCCACAUCGCCCAGCCCGGCACGGCCAUCCCCGACCUCGUCAUCGUCACCGAGGCCGGCAUCGUCGGCAAGAUCGGGCUCAACGCCGCCGGCGUCGGCGUCGGGCUCAACGCGAUCCGCUGCCGCGGCGUCGACCGCGCGAAGCUGCCCGUGCACCUGGCGCUGCGCGCGGUGCUGGAGGCGCCGUCGCGCGCCGAGGCGGUGCGCCGCAUCCGCGCGGCCGGCGUCGCCGUCGGCGCGCACCUGCUGGUGGGCGACGCGACGGGCGCGACAGGGCUCGAGUGCACGAGCUGGUGGGUGCGCGAGCUGGCCAUGGACGCGCGCGGCCGCGUCGCCCACUCGAACCACCUGACGCUGGCGCACCCGGACGUCGAGGAGCCGCCGUGGCUCGCCGACUCGCCCGCGCGCCUGGCCCGCAUCCGCGCCCUCACCGCCGCCAUCGCCCGCCCCGACGCCGGCGCCCUCUUCGACGUCUACAAGGACCUCGACGGCUACCCCGCCUCCAUCAACCGCAAGCAGGAGGGCGUCUCCAAGUCCCAGACCCUGUUCACCAUCAUCAUGAACCUAACGGCCAAGACCGCCCAGGUCACCUUCGGCCGCCCCACCGAGUACAGCACCCGCGUUUUCCUGUCGUUCUAGGAUGGGGAAAGGAAGGCUUUGCUGGGCCGGACCGGGGCUGUUGUCGGGUGCGCUGUCUCGUACAGAAAUGACGAUCUAGGUGUAUCGACGC